AGCAACGUGUGUACGCUACGUCUAGUUGAGGGAAAGAGUCAGAGAAGAGCGAAAAAAAUGGCGACCUCAAACAAUCCGCGAAAAUUUAGCGAGAAAAUCGCUUUACACAACCAGAAGCAAGCCGAGGAAACGGCGGCAUUCGAGGAGGUCAUGAAAGACCUCAGUAUUACAAGAGCAGCACGGUUGCAGUUACAGAAGACCCAGUAUUUGCAACUAGGGCAGAAUCGUGGACAGUACUAUGGAGGUUCACUGCCUAAUGUCAAUCAGAUUGGAAAUAGCACCAUUGACCUGCCUUUUCAGACUCCCUUCCAGACGUCUGUGCUGGACACGAGUCGAACAACUCGCCACCACGGUCUGGUUGACCGGGUCUACCGUGACAGGAACCGAAUCACAUCCCCACAUCGCCGGCCCCUUUCUGUGGACAAACAUGGUCGCCAGAUUGACAGCUGUCCGUAUGGCUCUGUGUAUCUGUCACCCCCACCUGACACCAGCUGGAGGAGGACUAAUUCUGAUUCAGCUUUACACCAGAGCACAAUGAACCCGACACCACAGGACACAUUUACAGGAGGCUCACAGGAAUUGCAGCCAAAACGAGUGCUCCUGCUCACAGUACCAGGGACAGAGGAACCAGAAUCAGAGAUGGACAAAAACCAGAAGCCCAUCUGGGAUAACAAAAAGAAUGUGUCAUCAAGGCCCAAGUCCUGUGAGGUCCCAGGAAUCAACAUAUUCCCAUCACCUGACCAGGAGAUGACCACGUCUCUGAUACCAGCCACACACAACACAGGUGGAUCUUUGCCUGAUCUCACCAACAUCCAGUUUCCCCCGCCGUUGCCCACUCCGCUGGACCCCGAAGAUGCAGCGUCCUUCCCUGUGCUCAGCACCUCCAAUAGCACGGGCAAUCUGACCACCAACCUCACCCACCUGGGCAUCAGUGCUGCCAGCCAUGGAGUUACCACCUCUCAGCCCACUAUGACUGCAACAACCCAGCGCAGGCAACAGAAUGUGGUCCCACUGACCCUUAACGCAGAUGCCCACCACCAACAGGCCCCACAGCAGCUCUCCCCAACGCUUUCUCCCCCCCUCACCAUUGCGCAGACGGUGACAAUGGACGGUCUGACCCUCGAGCAGCAGCUCUCUCAGUACCCGUUCUUCAGCCAGCUGACAUCACAGGCGCAGGUGGUCAGUGACCUGCAGCAGCAGCAGCCUCUGCAGCAGAACAUCCGACUUAUCCAGUUACCCCCCUUAUCUGUAACCACAGCCUCCACCCAGCCUCAGCCCUCCCCAGGAAACCAGACACAGACUUCUGUUGGCAUCGAUGUUAAUUCGGCCUCUUCCCUCCAACAGUACCGCAGUCAGACUGGGUCUCCCGCCAACCAGUCUCCAACCUCUCCGGUCUCCAAUCAAGGCUUCUCGCCCGGCGGCUCGCCUCAACACAACUCCAUACUUGGCAGCAUCUUUGGGGAUUCAUUCUACGAUCAGCAGUUGGCCUCCCGGCAGACUAAUGCUCUGUCCCACCAGCUUGAGCAAUUCAAUAUGAUUGAAAACCCUAUCAGCUCCAACAGCCUGUACAGCCAGUGCUCCACCCUCAACUACACGCAGGCAGCCAUGAUGGGUCUAACUGGGAGCCAUGGCAGCCUGCAAGACUCCCAGCAGCUAGGCUACAGUAGCCAUGGCAACAUCCCCAACAUCAUCCUCACAGUGACGGGAGAGUCUCCCCCCAGCCUGUCCAAGGAGCUGACCAACUCUCUGGCUGGUGUUGGUGAUGUCAGCUUUGAUGCAGACUCCCAAUUCCCCCUGGAUGAGCUCAAGAUUGACCCUCUGACCCUAGAUGGGCUGCACAUGCUCAACGACCCCGACAUGGUCCUUGCCGACCCUGCCACAGAAGACACUUUCCGGAUGGAUAGGUUGUAAAGUAGAAUGUAAUGUAGAAAAGAAGUAAAGCUGCCUGGAAAAGAUGGAAAGAGAAGGGGGUAGGGUGAAUCAUUGCCCAGCUGCACAGCUGUCCAGAUACUCACCCUCCCCUUGAACGCCGUCCUUUGCCUGCAUGUCCUUGAUGAUGAUUUGGUCAGGGAUGUGCCUCAGCUUGCCGGGGAAAAAAAAAAAAUCAAAAUGCGAAAACGGCAGUGCUGUCACGUCCACUGAAAUUAAGCUUAUUGUUCUGAGCUUGUAAAACCAACUGCGCCCACUGUAAGCUUGCCAUAUGUUCCGUGUUGCAGUUGAAGACUGGGGUUCUUUGCAUCGUUCGGACUUUCCUACAAACCUGCUUUGGGUUGUCGAUUUUUGUAUCUUACAGAGCCUGUAUCUGCUCAUUUUAAAACCUGUAUUUUCUUUUAAUAGAAGAAAAACAUGAUAAAAAGGGAGCUACAACACUAUCUUACAAUAAGGUACAAUACCUGUCUUAAAGGCUGUUUAAUGUGUUUACAUCACUAAUGUUAUAAUGGCAGCAAAAUUAGUUUCUUUAAAUUCCUAUUUUCAUUCACUCGGUUCAGCUUCUCCCACCCAGCUUGCCAUUGAAGCGUUGCAUGUUUCUUAAACACAAAGCUUUAUUUUUAUCGACAACCAAAUUUUCACUUUGCUUUUUUGGUGUCUGAGUUACUUGUAAUGCCACUGUCUUUUGUUUUUGGUUGCUUUUUGUAUCUGAAUGACCAGCAUUCACUGCCUAAUUUGGUACCCUGCCAACUUGCACUGUUUUCAUGGCUUUUGUUGUGCAUAUUUUUUAUUGGUUCCAUUUCAUAAUUUAAAUUUUACCAGCACUGGUCAGUAUUUUGUCUGUUUUUGUCUGCUUUUUGUGAGGUUAAGGAGUACUAAUCCUCCCCAUACUAAAUGUACUCAGGUUCGACAAAUUACACAGCAUUUAAAGACUUACAACCUAAUACCCAGUUCAUAAGAAUGCGGCUGUCACAAAGGGUUUGGUUACUCUUAGUCUUGCCCUGAGACAGUUUUGUCAGGUACCCUAAACCGAUAUUAAUACCUAUGUAUGCGUACGAAUGCAGCUAUUAAGGUGCUUUUAAUGCCUCAUACAAUACAAUGACAACACAACCCUUGCUAGGUACAUGCCUUUGUCUGUUUUGUAUUGUUGUUUCCAUUAUGUUUGCAAAAAGUAAUUAAUGUGAUUUGAUGUAUGCCAAGGGCAACACCAAAACUUGUGACCCGAAAUGUCUGCAGUGCUUCUUUAAUGUAGAUUUCUAAAUGGAAAGCUAGCUUUUAUUUGUAGGUCGGAAAUUGUUUCCAUUUUCCAUUCUUACCAAGGAUGAGGAGAAAACAAACAGACCAACCCAUAAACCCCAUAAUGAAACACAAUAGAAACCAGUUGAACUCUUCACUGUGAGAUCACC
Megalops cyprinoides (Indo-Pacific tarpon) is the source of this 3335-nucleotide messenger RNA. It is a transcript of the gene crtc1b, whose product is annotated as CREB regulated transcription coactivator 1b. Gene Ontology annotation, molecular function: cAMP response element binding protein binding. NCBI's taxonomy places the organism in Eukaryota, Metazoa, Chordata, Actinopteri, Elopiformes, Megalopidae. The transcript is spliced from 14 exons. The record is from RefSeq and is a predicted model, not a curated record. Gene Ontology annotation, cellular component: nucleus; cytoplasm. Gene Ontology annotation, biological process: positive regulation of transcription by RNA polymerase II; protein homotetramerization. The coding region runs from base 58 to 1911 and encodes 617 amino acids.